UAGUUGAAAGCACCAGACAGCACGUUAGUUUACAUUAUGGUGGCUUGAUAACUGUCAACGUCAAUCAAUCAGAAUAAUAAUGUCUAAUAAGGGAGCAAUUAAAAAGGUCUCAGCCAGCAGAGAUGGUUCGACAAAUCACAAAUUGAAAUCAAAAAGUUCUUUACUUGGUAAAGAAGCCGAUGACUCAGAGAAAGUAGACAUAAGAAUGAUGCGAAUGUCUCAGACGUUAGAAAAACGGAGAGAAAGCACUCAAUCGAAAUCUACACCAAGUAUACAGUCAAAUAAAAGUAGUAUAAAACAUUCAGUCAGAACCACUAAAAGUAAUCCUAUUAAAGAAAAUACUCAAACAAUGGCAAAAUCAAAUACCAAUAAUCCCAAGAUGUUAACAUCUAAAAUAUCGACUGAUGCUAUAAAAAAAUUGAAUAAUAACAAUGCUGUAAAAAGCAGUAAAAGCAGUGGUACAAGAAUGCAGAGUGGUUAUUCAGAAAAAAGAGGACAGAGUACAGUAUAUAUACCACAAUCAAUGACAAGUAAACUAAAUGCUAAACUGUCCAGUAAAAAUGUUGCUUCGGUAUCAAAAAGCGAAGAGCAAAUAAGGAGACGUUCAAACGAUACUGAAUCAAAACCAAAGUCUAGGCAACGUAAAUUAUCGAGGACGUUAAGUCCAAGCGAAGUAAAAAUGCUACAUUCUGCUAUAAAUGGACCAGAUUCUUUGCAGAAGGUAGACCAGAGCAAAAAGAAACAAGCACAAGAAGAGAUAAGUGAUGAAUAUGAUUAUGAAGAUGAUUUUGAGGACUACGAGUCUGAUUUUCAAGAAUGCACCGACAGUGAAGAGUCAGAAGUCUCUGAAGAAACAAACGACAAUCAGAACAAUUUGCCAUUAGAUCCAAUCGAAUUAAAUACUGCAAAACAACGUAAAAUUGUGAACAGCAUUGAACAGAAGGAGGAAGAGCACAUGCAUGAUUCUGGUCAUUAUGAGCUCACUGAAGCCAGAAGGAGAGCAGCGAGAAUAGAGUCAAUUGCAAAUGAUCCAAAGCUUUCCUCCCUUCUCGAAAUUAGACAACCGAUUAAUAAAUCGUAUAGCGAGGAUAAAUCGGAAAAUAAGUCUUUGCCGUUGUCUACCGAUGAAGGAUUCGAAGAUAGUCGUUCUGGUGAUUUUACCAAAUCACCGCCACUCUCGCAAAUUUCGUUUAUCGAUUUUCGUAAAACCAAAGAGGAGGAACCGAAACCAAAGAAAAAGAAUUUGAGCAGGGGCGAAGUACUAUUAGGAAUGAUAAAGCUAGACGUAAUGGAAUGGUCACUUCUUGAAUGUUCGCCUAUACCGUACGAAGAAUUCAUUAGAAAUUAUGGAAGAUUAAAUACUCAACAAAUGUCCACGCAAACUGGCGAGGAUAACAUUGAUCUCGAAACGCAAACGGAAAAAAUUGAACUAGAGAACAAAUGGACACAGUUUCCAGUAACUUGUAGGAAUAAUCUUCGAACUAAAGAAGAUUUAGAUUUAUUUCGUUUGGAUCAAAUUGGAGUUGGCAGCGAUUACGAUCCGAAGUCUAUGAAGUCCUUACCACCGUUAUCUUUCGAUAUACUGCGACUGAACGAUUUCAUGAGUCGCGCAGGGAGAGUAAUGUUAUCCUUGUUGGAAGAGAGACGAUCUGGUGGUAAUGUGUUUAAAAAUGAAGAAGAAAUACCAUUCAGUGACGGUGUUGUAAAACUUUCUGUAAAUUCAGUUACCUUUUUGGCUGGUAGACCUGUGACCAUAAUACAUUAUUCAAAGGUCUUAAAUAAAAUCCUACUAACUAUUCAUUCUCCCGUCGAAGAGGAAAUCGAGACAUCUAGCAAACAGGAUUAUAUAACCGACUGUUGCAUUGGAUGCGUAUGGAACAUUUCUGAACCAUCGAUGCCAGUCAAAUUAUUUUAUUCUGCUUGUCCUAUAACUGCGUGCUGUUUCCAUUUGACAAACUAUAAUGUAGUAUUUGCUGGUCUCCAAGAUGGAUCGAUAAGUCUGUGGGAUUUAAAGGAGGACGAAAUGUGGCAUCACAAAGUUACCGAUAAAGCCAAUGAAUUAGAUUGGACAAUUCGGAUGCCUACGUACACGACUGCGGCGAAUAUAAAAACUGAUGCCUCGCAAAUUGUUGCGAUACGCGUAAUAUCAAAAAUUGAAGAGAAAUCUUUAGAGCAACGUAACAAUAAAUUUGUACCACUUCAGAUAUGUAGCUUAAGUGAAAAUGGUUUUCUUAAUAUAUGGAGCGUUUUGCAUAAUGUGGGCAAGAGUGUCGAUGAUUUAGGACUGUCGUUCUGGGGUAACAUAAGACUUGUCAAAAGUCAAGAAUUAAUUUGUCAAUCGAGUAAUCGGAAAAAGUUGAAUGCAGCUACCUUUAUUGAUAUGCAUGUGGAUUGUGUUGAUAGUAAUAAUCUUUACGUUGCCACUAACAGUAGCGAUAUUUUGCAUGCUACUUGUAUCGGUAACAAAGCUAAUCCUGCUGUGUAUACAAAGUCGGAUACUAAUCCUUGUGGAAACGUGACUUGUAUAGAAACAUGCCCGUUUCAACAUCCGUUCUUCAUGGUCAGCUGCGACGAUGGAACAAUUCGACUGCAUUCUUUAAGCAUUGAGAAACCGCUAUUACAGUUAAAGGACGAAGAUAAUACGUGCACGAUUAAAUCGAUACAAUGGUCAAGAUCGAAACCAUUUACAUGUUUCGUACUAGACGAUAAUUCAUGCAUACAAGUUUGGGAUUUCAGUAACAACGACAUACAUCCAAUGUGCAAAAUUAAUUUGCAAAAAAGCGGUCGCAUAAAAUGUAUGCAGUUAUCAUCUUGCAAAACUGAAAAAGAUAUGUCUCAUCAAUAUUUGGCAUUCGGUACGGAAUCCGGAUACGUAGAGGUGCACAGAUUAAGAACUGAUUUCUGUUACUCCAAGAAGGAAGAUUGUAUGCAGGAGUUAAAUACUUUCACGCAUUACAUGACUAUUCUAUAAAUGAAGUUGUCGACGGUACUCGAAGAAAUUGAACUUUUUUAUACUUCCAACGAAUUGCAACUGAUUUCCGAUACAGUGUCUAUUACUUUCUACGUAAAUAAUUUAUUUAAAAGACAAUCUCGUCAUCACACGUGAACAGAUGUAAUUUUAUUUAUUAUGCACACUCACGAAACCGUCCAUUAAUAGUUUUGUAACGUAAAGCAAUAUUUAAAUAAGGUAUUCUUAAUGAAAACGCUGUUCUGUAAUAAAUCAAUUUUAUUAUUACAA
Messenger RNA from Ceratina calcarata, 3238 nucleotides. Its product is annotated as WD repeat-containing protein 60. The record is from RefSeq and is a predicted model, not a curated record. Gene Ontology annotation, molecular function: dynein light chain binding; dynein heavy chain binding. Gene Ontology annotation, cellular component: cytoplasmic dynein complex. The transcript is spliced from 17 exons. Gene Ontology annotation, biological process: intraciliary transport. The coding region runs from base 80 to 2971 and encodes 963 amino acids. Lineage: Eukaryota; Metazoa; Arthropoda; Insecta; Hymenoptera; Apidae.